Molecule: messenger RNA, 786 nt
Organism: Cyclopterus lumpus (lumpfish)
Lineage: Eukaryota; Metazoa; Chordata; Actinopteri; Perciformes; Cyclopteridae
Product: vacuolar protein sorting-associated protein 37D-like
Exons: 4
Coding region: 1-786 (261 amino acids)
Biological process (GO): protein targeting to membrane; ubiquitin-dependent protein catabolic process via the multivesicular body sorting pathway; protein targeting to vacuole
Cellular component (GO): ESCRT I complex
Source: RefSeq, a predicted model, not a curated record
AUGUCUCUGUCGGCGCAGUUUGGCACUCUGAGGACCAGAGAGCUGCGAGAGAUGCUGGAAGAUGAAGAGAAAAUAAAUCACGCCAUCCGGUGCAGUGAGAAAUUUCAGGGGCUGCAAAGGGCUGCAGAGGUGAUGCACGUUUCUAAUAAAGAACUUGCCAAAAUCGGUCUAUCUCAAAAACCUAAAUUUAGAGACGCUAAAUUAUUACUUGCAAUGAAGUUCAAGCAGCUGGAAAACCUCAGAAGCAUCAUCCAGGCCAAACAAGAACAACUUGCAGAAGGAUACAGUGUUCACGAUGCUCGGUGGAGUCUCCUGCAGAAGAUAAAUCAUGCAGAGCAGGAGUGUGAGAUGCUGUUUCAGAGGUUUGCAGAGGGGAAGACGCCGCUGGCAGAGUUCCUGGAUUCUUUUCUCAGCUCGCUGAAACUCCAACACAUCAGGAUGGCCCUGGUGAAGAAACUCCACAAAGUUGUUGAACUUAGAGCAACACAAAUGCUUGAGCCUCAGCCUUUCUCUGCAGAGAUACGCACCGCCUGCCUCCCGCUCUGCGGCCUGACCACAGCUGUGGUCGUACCCGCCUGCUGCCACCCUCCAUUCCUGCUGCCCUGUGGCGCCCACGCAAACACUCUUCACCGUCUGCAGCAUUUACCAUUUUGUCUUGAGUCCCUACGUCCAGGAGCCGGGUGGGGCCCCAAAUGGCCGGCGAAACCUGUCCAUCUUCAGCCUCUGGAGGUGCAGCAGAGGAGACAAGCUAAUCCAGUCUCAAAAUCCAGUUUUGCAUUUCAUUAA